AUGUCGGCGGCCGUGGACGCUCAAGCUGUCCCGCUAGGGGGCCAGAGGGUUCCUGCGGGCAUGGAAGAUCAUGCCGACUGGCGCAGCUUGCCGGUUGUGGCAAAAAGUUCAGAGCCUGAGGACCUUGGCGUUGCGUAUGGCAAGGUGCUGAAGCUCCGAACUGAACUGGGGGAAAUCAAGAAACUUGUCACAGCCCUCGCUCCCGCCGUCAAGAACCUCAUCUUCGCAUCAGAUGCCGGCAAUGAGGAAGAAGCGUCGUCUUCAAGGAAUCAACUGGAGGAGCAGCUCCAAGAAGUCGAGAAACGAGUAGAAACCGUCCGUACUGAUAUGCCUGCUGCAGCCGUAGAGGGUGCCGCCACGGAUCGUGCUGAAGGAUGGCUGUCGGAGUCCACGGCAGAACUCGUCAAGAACGGGGCAGAGAAGGCUGCCCAGCAGGCACGAGAUGUGGUAGCAGACAGUGCUAACCUAUGUCGGACGUGUCUGGAUGGCGCAUCCCCCAGCGCCAAAGACAGAUUUGGCGACUUUAAUCUGAAACUCAACAGUUUCACUCGCAAGCUCUUCUCCGAACAGGGCAAGCUGAUGGAUGUGUUGAAGGCCAUCCGGAAAGAAAGAAACCAACGGCGAACAGAGCCGCAGCCGUCCCAAGACGCCGGAAAUGAACAGUCGGCGCUUCCGAACUAA
Messenger RNA from Neospora caninum, 681 nucleotides. RefSeq lists its product as hypothetical. Lineage: Eukaryota; Apicomplexa; Conoidasida; Eucoccidiorida; Sarcocystidae. The coding region runs from base 1 to 681 and encodes 226 amino acids. The record is from RefSeq and is a predicted model, not a curated record. The transcript has 2 exons.